Messenger RNA from Bipolaris victoriae FI3, 378 nucleotides. RefSeq lists its product as hypothetical. Gene Ontology annotation, molecular function: heme binding; iron ion binding; monooxygenase activity. The annotation marks the transcript as partial. NCBI's taxonomy places the organism in Eukaryota, Fungi, Ascomycota, Dothideomycetes, Pleosporales, Pleosporaceae. The record is from RefSeq and is a predicted model, not a curated record. The transcript is spliced from 2 exons.
AAGUACACAGGGAACAGAACUGAUGAUCCAGAUAUGAUCCAUUCUAUCAGGGCUGACUUCACGCCAUCACACGUCAUUAUUGAUCGUUUACGGCGCUUGAAUGAUACUGUCAAAUGCGAAAUUAAUAUUGGCGUCGAUACUCCCAUACCCCUAUGUAAAGAUUGGACAAGGGUACCAGUAUAUCAUAUUGUUACCAGAGUCAUCACCCAGGUAUCUGGACGCCUAUUUUUAGGCCAAGAGAUAUGUCAGACGUCAGAAUAUAUUGACCAGGCUGUCAAUUACACUACAGAUGCUAUCGACGCAAUUAUUGCGAUCAAGAAGAUCUACCCUUGGCUUCGAUUUAUUUUCGCUCCACGUCUUGCUGGAAUCAGAAACUAA